Molecule: messenger RNA, 3704 nt
Organism: Anarrhichthys ocellatus (wolf-eel)
Lineage: Eukaryota; Metazoa; Chordata; Actinopteri; Perciformes; Anarhichadidae
Gene: shrprbck1r
Product: sharpin and rbck1 related
Exons: 14
Coding region: 400-2532 (710 amino acids)
Biological process (GO): proteasome-mediated ubiquitin-dependent protein catabolic process; protein linear polyubiquitination; positive regulation of canonical NF-kappaB signal transduction
Cellular component (GO): LUBAC complex
Molecular function (GO): ubiquitin binding; ubiquitin-protein transferase activity
Source: RefSeq, a predicted model, not a curated record
UACCACGCAUGCGCAAUACGAAGUGAAAGCUGUAUACACAUCAACAACGUCAACAACAUACUCAUCGUUACUAUUGUCCAUAACCUUGAUGUCAGGAAGGGAAUGGGAUAUUUCGAAGAGCACUUUUAUUGUUUCGGAACCAACAGGAAAGAGUAAAUUUGCCUGAAACGACGCUUUAACGAAAACGGAAGAAGAGAGAAGUGAAACCUUUAGCUGGGCUACACUUUCUGGAAGUCGCUCCAAACAGUUGACAGACGACGCACUUGCUUCCUGUUGUCAGUGUGGCUGUUAAAUACCCAGCGACGAGAUGAAAUGUAAGAAAUAUUGUUAAAGGACACGUAAAGGUAAACAACCCACUGGACCCCGAGUAUCUGUGUUCUUCAUGAGUCUGCUGGCAGGAUGUCGCUGAGUUCGGGCGGUUGGGCUCAAACCCCCGGCUACACACCGGACCAGUCCGCCGUCCUCCCCAGUCACUAUGGGGCCUCGCAGUCACAACUCGGCUGCCAAACCGUCCUCAUGUCGGUGCGGGUGUCGGUGUGCCAUUCCGGUAUUCGGCCGCUGUGUCUUCCUGGAGCGGGUGACGAGUCACUCCGCCUGCAGCUGAGCAUGGACCCGGGGAAGUCCGGGGAAUUCCGGCUGUCGCUCCAGGACAGCAGCGGGACCGGCCGGAGCGUGACCAUCGUGGAGUUUGAUUUGAGGACCGUCAAAUAUGAGGUGAAGUCACCAAAGUGCCACGAGCUGAGUUUGUCGGCGCCUCCAUAUGACCGCAUCAGCUUCAACUUCCGCUGUGACAAGGAGGCCCAGGAGUGGGCUACGGUGGUGACUUCUUCACUGAGAGAAGCACUCAGAGUCGCCCCUCAAGAUAUUGAUCCACAGCGCUCCCUAGACGUUCUCCAUCGUGAGAACACCUUGGCCCUGCAACGAACAGAGGAUACCUGCAUAGAGCUGACCAGAGCCAUAGAAGCAGGAGACAUGCAGUCUGCUUCUGACUUUGCUGCCACACUCGCCCGACAAAAUGCCGCGCUCAAGAUUCAGCCCUCUGCCAGGGACUAUGAAGACACUGAAAUCAACUUGGCGGUUGCAGUUGAGGAUUCGUCUUCGUCCUGUUGUGUCACUGUGAAAGUUUCCCCGCAUAUGACUACCGCAGCACUAAAACAGCAGAUGUUUCUCGAGUAUGGCUUUCACCCGCGGGUGCAGCGCUGGGUGAUUGGCCAGUGUCUGUGCACCGACCAGCGCUCUCUGGCUUCAUAUGGUGUUCGUCAGGACGGUGACACGUCCUUCUUGUACCUCCUGUCAGCCCGUCAUGCUCGCUUGACCCGCCAUGUCCUGCAGCAGGACCAGGAGAGUGCCCUCCUCCUCAGCCCUCCAUCCCUGUCUCUCCCCACUCCUCCCCUCUCUGCUACCUCUGCAAACGGCCCCUCAUCCCUGGACCGGAGGCCUUACGCCACCCUGCCACCUAGACUCCAUACCAGCACCAACACUGGUGGCUCACAGAGAGGAAACAUCAGUGAGAUCAGAGAUCUCACCAACCUAGAGAUGCCUCAACUCAAUGAAGCACUGAGCCCCAACACAGCUUCCACCCAGGGUUGGUCGUGCCCUUCUUGCACUUACAUUAACAAACCAACACGGCCGGGCUGUGAGAUCUGCAGCACGAACCGCCCAGACAACUACGUCAUCCCCGGGGGAUACCGCCCAGAUGCACUGGAACUCAGACGGAUCCAGCAGGAGAAGGAGGCGAUCAGACAGUACCAGCAGGCAAAGGAAGAGGAGCGCAGGGAGAAUUUUGCCCGGCUAGUGAUGAUGGACAGCCAGGACCUGCUGCCUAACCCAGAGUCUGUGGACUGUAGGAUCUGCUACGUGGACCUAAAGCCUAGAGAGGGUGUCCUGCUGAGGGAGUGUCUCCACUGCUUCUGCAGAGAGUGCUUACGUUCAGUCAUCAUGCUGAGUGAGGAGCCGGAGGUGGCCUGUCCCUACAGAGAUGACACGUAUUCCUGUGCCUGCUCCCUGCAGGAGAGGGAGAUCAGGGCUUUGGUGCCAGCAGAGGAGUAUGAGCGCUGGCUGCAAAGAGGUCUAUCAGUGGCAGAGUCUCGAUGUGAGGGCAGCUACCACUGUGCCACCCCAGACUGUCCGGGCUGGUGUGUGUACGAGGACACGGUCAACGUCUUCCACUGUCCCGUCUGCAGGAAACACAACUGCCUGAUUUGCAAGUCUAUCCACGAAGGAAUGAACUGCAAGCAAUACCAGGAUGAUCUUGUAGCCCGCGCUAUAAAUGACUCCGCUGCCAGGAGGACGACACAUCUACUCAAGACUCUUGUGCAGUCAGGCGAGGCAAUGCACUGUCCCCAGUGUGGCAUCAUUGUGCAGAAGAGAGAUGGAUGUGAUUGGCUACGCUGCACUGUCUGUCACACUGAGAUCUGCUGGGUGACAAGAGGACCCCGCUGGGGACCUACGGGUCCUGGAGACACCAGCGGAGGAUGUCGCUGCAACGUCGACAAUCAGAAAUGCCAUCCUAAAUGCCAAAACUGCCACUGAGAAUCUCAAGAGCGGUCCUAUAGUAAAAGGGAAUGAAAGACUCAAUGUAAAAUAAACUAUCCUCUAGAAAAAAAAACAUGUAUGUUUAGGUCAAAAACUGCGGGAUUGUUACAUACAAUGCAUCCUCCUUGUUAUAACUGGAAGCAUUCUCAAUUUCCUCUCAGCAAAUGUCUGACCACCACUUGUUUCCCUUGGCUUUCCAAUGCAGUCAGAAUAACAGACUAUAUUAUAUUGACUAUGUUGACAUGCAGGUGUGUACAUUUAGACAAGGCAGUAUAAAUUAAAUUACCACUUCUGACUGUUAUGAAGAUAUGGUUGUUUACGCAGGGAAGGAAUUUUAACUUCACAAUGAUUGCACUGCAAAAAUAGCAAUACAGGUGUGUUGUUUUCUGUGUUGGUAGUUACAUACCGGAUUGCACGUGGCCUUAUUUUUGUGCACAAAAGCUAUAGCCGAGUGUUUAUGUUGACGUUUUUUUCUAUGUUGUUUUCUUGAUAUGCAAUUUUCUGCAUCGAGAUCAAUCAAAAAAAGUGUUUGGAGUUCUAUUUCUUGUGUCUGCGUGAUAGUCUGACUGCAUGUAUGCCUUACCUACCAAAGAGGUUUGAAAUGUGUCUCGCAUGUUGUUUAACCACCUGACUUUGAGUGGAACUGUGCUGUUGGCAUUGACUCGCAUGCUUCUGUAUUUGACGAGCGCUGCGGAGGUCACUGAGGUACUGCUGACCAGCUGUGUAGCAGAGUGUAUCGAUUAAUAGUCAAAUGUUAAUUUGCAAUACUUGAAUACUUUCUGAGAAGGCACAUGUAAACACAUUUUGUCGAGUUAAGGAGCUCAUGAUGCAUAUGGUGAUAUUAGUCGGCAUACUCGACGGCUUUUUUUUUUUUUUUUGUUAUAAGAAAGCUUUGUACCCAUUAUAAAAUGUUCUAAUUCAUUGGAUGCAUGAAUUUGUUAUUCUAAUUCAUAAGUGGGAACUCAACAAUGUACUCUGUACCACCUUAACUACGAUAAGAGCAUGUAGGCUCACCAACUGCACUCUCUGUUACCCACCAGACUGUUCCCUGGACUACACUACUGCCCCGCACUGACACGCCACGAAGAAGUCUGCACUGUUACUUGUGUUAGAAUAUCAGCUCUGUGUUGCUGAUGUACUGUUGUGCCUUAAUUAUCAAUAAAUACCAC